Molecule: messenger RNA, 330 nt
Organism: Arabidopsis thaliana (thale cress)
Lineage: Eukaryota; Viridiplantae; Streptophyta; Magnoliopsida; Brassicales; Brassicaceae
Product: high affinity nitrate transporter
Exons: 1
Coding region: 1-264 (87 amino acids)
Biological process (GO): nitrate transmembrane transport
Cellular component (GO): membrane
Molecular function (GO): nitrate transmembrane transporter activity
Source: RefSeq, marked reviewed
AUGGAGGUCGAAGGCAAAGGAGGAGAAGCUGGAACCACCACCACAACCGCACCUCGGAGAUUCGCACUUCCGGUGAACGCGGAAAACAAAGCAACACCUGUCCGACUAUUUUCAGUCGCUAAACCUCACAUGAGAGAUUUCCAUGUCUCAUGGUUUCAAUUCUUAUCAAAAGAAUCUAUCGUUCUUUACUUAUACGUGUCUUCUCUUCUCUACCAAAAUCAUACAAACAACAUCACUUAUAAGAAUGUAAGAAAGAUACAAUAAUUAAAAAAAUUAAAAACAACGUUAAUAAAUAAUGUUGCUACUACAAUAAUGAAAUUUGUUGGUUGU